AACCAAAGAGAAAGUGGGUAGAUUUAAUACAGGAUGUAUAUACCUUAUCUGCAGGAAGUUUCAGCUUUGUAUAGGGGUGGAAUUCAGCAUAAAAAGCAACCAACCAUUCCCGGCAUUGUACAUUAUGGUGUGCAAGCAUAAAUUUGUAAAGGAUGAGCAUCACUAUCUGUACAUUGUGGCUGUGUCUGAUCCUAUUGGUGUCAUCCACUGGUGCAGCUACUGGCUCCCAACAAGUCAACUAUGUGACUCCAACCUCGCCUGCUGGUAUCUCCUGUCCCGGACAGCCCUGCCUGACUCUGGACCAAUAUAUUACCAGCUCCAGUACCUACAUCAUCUCCAACUCAGUCUUCAAACUUCUCCCUGGAAUACACCACAUCACAAGGUCUUUUGUUGCACGAAACAUUGAGUGCAUCACCCUCGAAGGAGACAUUGAAAGAAAGUCAAACCCUCAAGUGCAGAUUAGUGGCUCACGUUAUCUGUGGCGUUAUCUGUUACAGUUUAUCGACACUGUCGAUGUUUACAUCUCUGGAAUUGAACAGAAAAACGUAGGCAUAUCCCUUGAAGGCACAGAAAAUGUCACUCUUCAUCGGGUGGUUGUUGACGGCCCUAUAACUGCAGUUAGUUUGCUUAACACCAUAGAUACCAACAUAUCUUGCUGCAGCUUGAAGAAUACCGGCUGGACAGCAUUAACUCUGCGAAACACAUAUAAUACCAGCAUAUCUAACACCACUGUGAAUAAUACCGGAUGGAACGGAUUCAACCUCUGCAACUCAUCAAAAACUGACAUAUUGCACACCUUACUCAAUAGCACUGGGUGGCAUGGAAUUGAACUACGACAGACAAAUUCUACACUGAUUUCAUACUCUACUGUAAACAGCACAGGUUGGAACGGAAUUGAAAUACAACAGGCCAACUCUACAGUGAUAUAUAACUCUACUGUGAAAAACACAGGUUGGAAUGGAAUUGAAAUACGACAGGCAAACUUUACGGUGAUAUCAUGUUCAACUGUAAAAAGCACAGGAUGGUAUGGAAUUGAGAUUUUUAAUUCUUCCCAAACCACAGUUACUUGCUCACUAGUGGACGAGACAGGUUGGAGUGGUAUAGAGAUAAGCAACAGUACCCAGGCUAGAGUGAUUGGAACAAACAUCACAAAUGUAGGCUGGAGCAGGCUGGAUUGCAGGUAUACAGACAUGCCCUGUACUGUUGAAAAACCUCCCAACUUAAACUGUAACUGUAACAACAAGGACACGUGUAGCUCAGAACCACAAAACUUGUUACCUCCACAAGCCCCAGGAUCCGGUGAUGAAACAUUUAUUGAUGACAUAGUGACUGACUCGAAACAAGUCAACAUUACGACUCCAACCUCGUCAGUGUAUGAGAGAUCCCAAAGCUCAACAAAUCCUACACCUAUGAUGUCUGUGAUUCAAGUAACUCCGGUCCCUUCUGUGGGAAUAUCUUCCCCAAUCAAUUAUUUAUCACAUCGAAAUGUCAUCCUUGGAGUUUCAGGGUCAGUAGCAACAGUAAUGUUGGCUUUCAUCAUUGUGGCAAUUGUUGCUUGGAUCUAUCGUAAAAAUAGAAACAAAGGUAAGAGUAAAUCGACAUGUCACUUAUUUGUCUGACCAUGUUUUAUGACUAGAUAAUGUUUCAGAUGAGCACAACAAAAGUGUCAUGUGUAUGAAGAGGUGUCUACUGCUAAUCCGGCUCUACACCACGAUCCAGCAUAUGAAAACCCAAUGAGGAUGAGGCUUGAAGAAAACCCAGCCUAUGUCUCGACUCACUAGCUACUACAGCAGGUGUGUGUAGCUAGCUGUGCAUAUGAUUCUAUGUACAUUUUCAAACAGGUCCUGAAUCUGCUGGCAUAUAUUCAUUGCGCACUGGUGUGUGUCACUAUUAGAACCAUUAGACCGUAUGAACAUAAUCAUUUACAUACUUUUACAUAGCAGUGUGUCUAAGCACCGUGUCUUUAUUAAUAAUUCAUAAACCACCAUUUCCUCCUCGUGUCACAUAGCUAUAUACCAAUCAUUAACACUACAGCUAGCCUCCACUUCACAAAUGCACCUUGACUUUACUCACAGCCUUCACCCUAGC
Geodia barretti is the source of this 2088-nucleotide messenger RNA. Lineage: Eukaryota; Metazoa; Porifera; Demospongiae; Tetractinellida; Geodiidae. The record is from the annotation of a GenBank genome assembly.